AUGCCGAGUGUUUUGCCCGAGAGCGCGAGCCCCGAGUCUGUCUUGAGUCUUACCAAUCCUGGGCGUGGCCACCGCCGCCCAGGCGUCGUUCCGUGCCGACGGGCGAAAUAUCCGUCGUAUUCCCACGUAAUGGAACCUAUGCCGUCGUCUCCCCCCUGCGCCAUCGCCUUUGGAUAUUGCAACACACCGGUCCUGCUCUCCUUUGGCUCCCAGCUCGGGUGGAGCGUGGAAUGCGUCGACGGCGCCCUCUACGGCUCGCCCACCGUCAAGGGUUACGACAACGCUGCCCUCCCUGCCGCUGCUGAGCUAUACUUUGUGUUCAACUCCACGGGUCCCCUGAACGAGGCUGCUCCGGACUACUUGAAUAGCUUGGCCAUCUUUUCAUCACAGCCUUUAUAG
Messenger RNA from Metarhizium acridum CQMa 102, 399 nucleotides. RefSeq lists its product as uncharacterized. Lineage: Eukaryota; Fungi; Ascomycota; Sordariomycetes; Hypocreales; Clavicipitaceae. The record is from RefSeq and is a predicted model, not a curated record.